Manduca sexta (tobacco hornworm) is the source of this 1135-nucleotide messenger RNA. RefSeq names its product ornithine decarboxylase-like. Lineage: Eukaryota; Metazoa; Arthropoda; Insecta; Lepidoptera; Sphingidae. Gene Ontology annotation, molecular function: ornithine decarboxylase activity. The record is from RefSeq and is a predicted model, not a curated record. Gene Ontology annotation, cellular component: cytoplasm.
CCAGCAUUUGUCCUGAGCGACAAGUCAUCAGAAGACGUUGGCAGGGCAAUGAUCGAGGGUGGUUUGCAGAAGCAACCUUUUUUCAUUUUCAACAUGGACGAGGCCUUCCGACGAAUCCAACAUUUCAAGGAUAUGAUGCCUCGUGUUAAAAUAUUUUACGCAAUGAAAUGUAACGACACAGAAAUGAUGUUGAAAUUGGCGAUAUCACAAGGAAUCGGCUUUGAUUGUGCAUCGCCUGGAGAAAUUUAUAAGUUGAGGAAACUGAACGUCUGUCCUACGAGAAUUAUCUACGCGAUGAUCAAAACUCCAGAACAGAUGGCGUACGCUCGAAAGUCCGGAGUGCGGCAUACGACGUUCGACACCUCGUACGAACUUAAGAAACUCGUUGAACACUGGCCGAUGCACGUACUUCUUAUCCGCAUCCGAGUGGACAGCGUUUGCAAAGUUGCUUUAGGAGACAAGUUCGGAUGUGAUUUUGAUAAAGAAGCUAUUGAUCUGUUGGAAGAAGCAGCUAGCCUUGGUUUAAAAGUGGUAGGAGUAGCAUUCCACGUCGGUUCCAUUUGUUCGUCUCCUGAAAGCUAUGUGACAGGGCUGCAACACGCUCGAGCUCUAUUCGACCACGAGGCAACAGCGGGGCGAGAAAUGAAAAUCGUGGACAUCGGCGGUGGAUUUCUUAGUGAGAGAACGGAUUGUAUUGACCAGGUCUCGAAACUAAUCACAGCUGCUGUAGCCGAAUUGUUCCCAGAUCCAAGUAUUCAAAUCAUCUCCGAGCCUGGGAGAUACAUUAGUGAUUCUUCUUUCACAAUGUACUGCAGCAUCAAUAAUGUUCGAAGGUCGAUAAAAGACGGAAAACAAAUGAACAUGAUAUAUAUAGACGAUGGUGUGUACGGAUGCCUGCGAGAUGUUGAGAAAUGGCAUUAUCCCAAAAAUUUAAACGAUCAACGGAAAAUGACAUGGGGCCUCUCGAGGAAGCCACGUUAUGGGGUCCCAGCUGCGACUCCGAGGAUCGUAUAAUGCAAGACUACACGAUCCUCCUACCACGGUGCGUGGCUCUGGACUGGCUCAUCUUCCCAGGAUCGGGGGCUUACACCAUCACAGUUUCCACCAGAUUUUCCUGUCUAGAAAUUCCUUUGAU